AUGGCGGACUCCGUGGAUCGAGUCUUUGUUCAUGCCUUAAAUACCGUCAAGAAGAUACCCAAGACCGGAGCCUCGCGGCCGCCCCCUUCCGAGCGGCUACGGCUGUAUGGUCUCUACAAACAGGCCAUGGAGGGCGAUGUUGAUGGCGUCAUGGAGAUGCCCACGGCUGGGUCAGGUCUGCCGCCGGACGAGCUGCAGAAGGAGCGGGAUAAAUGGGAUGCGUGGAAUUCUCAAAAGGGCUUGACAAGGACUGAGUCCAAGAGGCGAUACAUCGAGGCCCUCAUCGAGACCAUGCACAAAUACGCAAAUACAUCAGAUGGGAGGGAACUCGUUGCCGAGCUCGAGUUUGUCUGGAAUCAGAUCAAAGACAACGUUCCUAGCUCCGAUUCCUCAUCCGCCAAUCAGAGAGACCUAACGCACAGCUUCCACCAGCCCAGGAGCGGCAGCGAGGGGCCCAUGAAGAUUCUCAGUCCCAUGAGCGAGCAGGACGCGGUCGAGCUGCGAUCCCGCAUGCUGGUUGACGAGGACGACGAGGACGCGGUGGCAAGGGACGAAGAGGACCGUGCCGUCAGCCUGCAGAACAGCCGGUGGUCCAAGAAGAUGGAGCGAGCCAUCACCAAGCUCACGGCAGAAGUCGCCGCUCUCCGCGAACAGAUCGCCACGGGGCGUGAGUGGAGGUCGAAGAAGGAGAAGAGCUUCCCCUCGUGGAUAAAGUGGUUCAUAUUCGUCGCCAUGAAGCACUUGCUGAUUGACUGCGUUGUCCUAAGCAUAAUACUCCUUUGGAUGAGGAGGCGAAAGGACCGGCGGCUGGAAGACAUUGUGAGGGCGGCAUUGCGGCUGGUCAGGGAAUACGUCAGAAAUGUGCUUCCGUCUAGGUGA
Trichoderma citrinoviride is the source of this 879-nucleotide messenger RNA. Its product is annotated as acyl-CoA binding protein. Lineage: Eukaryota; Fungi; Ascomycota; Sordariomycetes; Hypocreales; Hypocreaceae. Gene Ontology annotation, molecular function: fatty-acyl-CoA binding. The transcript has 3 exons. The coding region runs from base 1 to 879 and encodes 292 amino acids. Gene Ontology annotation, biological process: fatty acid metabolic process. The record is from RefSeq and is a predicted model, not a curated record.